UCAGCCGCCGCGGGACCCAACCCUUCUUCUCUCCGCGCUUCUUCCUGCCCGAGCCCUCGGGGCCCGAACGAGGCCGCUGCCUCCCCGUCCCCUCCUCUUCCCUCCCCGCUGGGAGAACAACAACAACACAAGGCGCGGCGCGGGCCUUGCCUCCGCCUCCGUGUGGGAGCGCGGGAGGCGUCGCCUGGGCUCCGCGGCAGGGAAGCCGCCCUCCGGUUUGCCAGGCGCUGCAGCCGGCCGCCCCGGCGUGGGAGGAAGGCGGGCAGCACGCUUAGGCUCGGCUCGGGCCCUCCGCCGGUGCCUUGGUUCCCGAGUCCCUUCGGCCUAGUCGCCUCUUUCUUCCCCGCAGCCAUGAGGAAGCUCUGCCUGGUCACGACGGGCGUCCUCGCCAUGACCUUCCUGAUCGUCAGCAUCUCCCUCCUCGUGGCGCGCGUCCUGCAGAAAGUGGUGGACCUCCAGGUCAAGCAGGAAAUGGUGUUAAGGAACGGUACAGAGGUUUUUCAGAUGUGGGAGGAACCUUCCCCACCGGUCUAUAUGCAGUUUUAUUUUUUUAACUUGACCAAUCCUUUCGAAGUUCUUAAUGGUGAAUCGCCUUUAGUGAAGGAAAUUGGACCAUACACAUACAGGGAAUACAGACCCCGAGUUGAUGUCCACAUUCUAGACAAUGAUACAGAAGUGUCCUCUCUUAACCCAAAGACUUACUUCUUUGAACGGGAGAUGUCGGUGGGGGACCCAGAGGUUGAUCUGAUCAGGACUGUGAAUGUCCCUGCUGUGUACGCCAUGGACCUGGCUUCAGAAACCCCACUACAUUUUCCUGCAGAGAUUCUGCUCUUCUUGUACAAUGAAGAUAUGUUCACAACACACUCGGUACAUGAGCUCUUGUGGGGCUACACAGACAGACUUCUCAACGCUUUGCACAAAUUCCGUCCUGAUAUCGACUCAGAAUUUGGCUAUUAUAAAAAGAUGAAUGGAAGUGAUGAUGGCGAGUACAUCGUGCUGAGUGGCGCAAGGAACUACCUGGACUUCACAAGGAUUAUUAAAUGGAGAGGAAAAGAAUCACUAAACUGGUGGACAUCGCCAACAAGUAACAUGAUCAAUGGAACCGAUGGUUCUACCUUCCACCCGUUGAUAGACAAAGAUGAAACCAUCUACGUCUUUUCCUCAGAUUUCUGCAGGUCUUUGUACCUAAACUUUGAGAAGUAUGUGACAGUGGAGGGGAUCCCAGCCUACCGCUUUGUGCCUCCCAAGAAAUUCUAUGCCAAUGCUUCUGUUAACCCAGACAACGCUGGGUUUUGUGUGCCAGCCGGAAACUGCCCAGGAGCAGGACUCCUGAAUAUCAGUGGCUGCAAAGAAGGGGCACCUAUAUUUUUAUCUCCUCCACAUUUCUACGAGUCAGAUGAGAGGUAUGUUAAGGACAUUGAUGGCAUGCAUCCAAAGAAGGAGGAUCACGAGACAUUUCUGGAUCUUAACCCAUUGACAGGGACACUCGUACAAGCAGCCAAACGAAUGCAAAUCAAUGUUUAUGUUAAAAAACUACCAGAUUUUGUCCAAACGGGCAACAUCAGAACAAUGUAUUUCCCUGUAAUGUAUGUAAAUGAGAGCGUUACACUGGACAAAGCGUCUGCACAGAAACUGAAGGCGAUUCUUCUCGAAUCCUCUGCAAUCGCCAAUAUUCCUUUUAUCAUCAUGGUGCUAGGAAUUAUUUUUGGAGUCGUAUUUGUUGGGCUUGCCUGCAAACCCUUGCGACCGGGGGAGGAGGAGAGAGACGUGUUAGUAGAUGCAGAGUAAGGGCAUCUCAGCAAAGUUCUACUGCUGGCUUGAGACGGAGGGGUUCUGAAGAUGAGAGAGCCCCACUCAUCCGGACAUCUUGACUGCAUCUCUCUAGCGACACAGCUUCUUAGAAAUGUGCUGAGGGGUGACUGGACUAUGCAAACUGCUCUUAACCAAAACACUACCCAACAAGCUCAGCUGACUCACAAAAUCACACUACUAUAUGCUCUUCUUUAUUGGCAGAAUUCAGGAAAGAGAUUGCAAUUUGGGACUGUUGCACUGAAUGUGGAAGUGGAAACAUGACUGCUUUCUUCUAACAAAAAGACUUGUUUUAAAGACAAUUUCCCAUUGUCUUCAACAAGCGCAGAAUGCAGUGUUUUAAUGUACUUGUAAAGCAGUGGGGCUUUUCCACUGAUUUAACCAUAGAGAUAGUUAUGGUCUUUUCUAGGUCAGUUGGGUUUGCUUGCACGAAAGGCCGUAAGAGCACAUGUCAGUCACAAUGACCCUUUUUAAUUUUUUUAGGAUUACGUAAUAUGGGCCUGUCCUUCUGUACUCUUUACUUCUAACUGGGUACAGUGUCUCUGGUGUAUUCAACAUUUUAUGUUUCCCCUUUUGAAAGCAACAGAGGUGGAUUCCAGUUUCUCCCCCAAGGAUUAUUACACUUAGACCCUUUGCUAAUUUUCCACUACCUUUUCCACAACAACAAUCCAAAUUCAUUAUUGUGUGGCACAGUGUGAGACAGGUCAGAGAGGAGAGGUCGGCAUGGGGAGUUGGAGGCACCGGAAGCAAAAGCAUCUGGUGAAAGACCCACAACCCUUAACUGCUCAAUUAAAUGUGGCAGCUUGCCUCUUUGGCCACGCCCCUUCCCUUUAGCCCCACCCCCUCCAGGAAUGCAGUCCCCGGACUGCUGGCAAAUCUGAAAGAUUACUCACUGAGAUGACUCACUCCUAAUCUAACAUCUUAGUAUGUACAUGUUAGAAAAGAAAAGGAUCCUAUUACGGGGUUCCAGUACUGGACAGAAUAAGUGGGAAUCCAGUCUUCUAGAUCAGAUCCGCUUAUAUUUACUAACUUGACCAGGAAAGGCCAUAGGGAAACAAACCUGUACCUUCAUUAACAAUUAUGUGUAUCUGCUUUGAAAGGUCCAGCUCACACUUUGAUGGGUAUAGGGGUUACUCAGUAAAGAGUGAAAGCUGCAAGUGUAUCCACGGCUUCCCAUUUCUCAUGCCAGAUGUGCUGCUUCCAAUAUUGCUUGAAUUCAUCUGCUGCCUGUUUCCCAUAUUUUCUUCAUCACCAACCCUUCCCAUCUCACUGGAAAAGUCACGAUCAGUAGAAGUUGCACUUGGAGAGUUUUCUCCACGUCUGUUUUAGAGUGGUUGGUUAAUUUCUAUUGUUUUAAAUCUACAAAAUAUUCAUCAAGAAUGAUCGCUUAACUUAAUUUCAGAAGGGGUGCGUGUGUGUACAGGGCCAUUGAAUGGAUUGUAAGAAAUGGCUUGGUUGGAUGGGAUCAAAGAAGAAGCUACUGCCCUUUUCUGUUUCCACAAGUGUUCUGUGUGUUUAGCAGUAGCUGUGCUGUCCAGGAAAGUGGUUAUCUGAAAAACAAAAAUCCCCACACUCUGUUUACGUUCAUCUUCUUAAAGUGGAGGUUCUAUUUAGGUAGCACAGUCAUCAUUACUUACUUGUAAAUAUAUAUUCCAGAAAUUGUUCUAAGCUAUUUUUAAGUUGCAAAAGCCUGUGGCUUUCAAGAUAUUGUGGUGAUGGAUUCAGUAUAUUAAAUACAAUUAAAUACAUUACAUUUCUAUGGGAAGACCUUAAUAUCUUCUAAACUAGGUUCUGCUCAGUCCCCAUAUCUCUAGAUAAGAGAAAGGUGUUUCCCUCAAUGCUCAGACAUGGAUGGAACAAUGCUUGGCAGGGAGGCUGCACCUGUACAGAGAGAUGCAACAUGAUUUACUUCGUUGGAUGUUUCUGCAGAUUAAUUACCUGGUAACAUCAGAAAAUUAAUACCUUAGUAUUGACAUUGUUUAGAUUUUUAACAAUGAUGUCACAGUAACGUUUAAAAAUAACUAGACUGUAGCAGGGAGACUGUUUGCAUUAAUGGCCAAAAUCAAACUGCUGCUAAUUAACAAGUCCCCGCUUGGAUUUCUCAGCGCACACCAAUUGGGCUGCUUAGUCCACAACCAGGCAUCCAGAUGGGGACUCGUUAACUAGCAGCUCCAGGUUAUGCCAUUUCCCUUCCGCUGGCAUAGCUACACAACAGGAUUUUGGUUAAUAUCUAUAUUUACAAGUACAAAGUUAUGAAAAGUAAAUUGAAACAAAAAAAUUGAAAUAUUAUUACCGAUAAAUGUACCUCUUUUCGUAGGAUAUUGGUAAAGUACCUUCUAGUAUUUUAUACAAUCUGAACCGACAAUAGCAAAAGAAUCCAGAACAAAAACAAAAAACAAAAAAAAGGGCAACAGGGGGAGAAAAGAAAAAAAGCCUUUGAUGCUAUCUAGCAGUUCUGUUUCCAGGUAUAAAAACGAUCAGAUAGAGUAAGUUUCUGGGCUGCUUUUAUCUAGUAUGGGAGAAGUGGGGAAUGUGUUACCUCCAGAUGUUGGGCUGCCUGACUCUUAGCAAUCCUCAGUAUUGGUUGUGCUGCCCUAGAGAUGAGGAGAGAAGGGUCGCAGAUUCUCCAUUUCUGCUAGACAGGAUGAUUCUUGCCUAGGGCAGUAGUGAUGGCUGGCCAGAGCAGAGAGGUGGAACACAGUACCAACCCCUUUACUUUCUGAAGAGGAGAUACAGGAAAACUGAUCUGAGCCCUCAGAAAGGUUCCCCUAGCAUGUAAUUUUGUUGUUUGCAUUUCAUCAUGUGACUCAGCGGUGCAGAGAACGUAGACCUGGAUCUACUGGGGGAUCUCAGGGUGAUUUGCAAUAAGUCUGCAGGGAUUUUUUGAUCCUUGGUGGUUUAACAACAGUAAAAAGAUGACUUUUCCCAUCUUAAGUUAGAUUGCCGAGGGGAAGAAACCUUGAAGCAAAAGCCAGGAGUGGGACUGUGAGCCCAGUUUAUUUCAGGUACGGAGGAUAAUUCGGUAGAGCGCAGAACCUUCUCUGAGGGACCAGGUUCUUUCCUUCUGAAUGUGUAUGUUUUCGGUGAAGCUCAGGGUUCCUUGCAGUGGUUCCCAACCUUGGGUAGCUCAGGUGUUCUUGGACUGCAACUCCUAUGUAGAAGCCUUCACCAUCAAUUGUGCUGGCCGGGGUUUCUGGGACUUGCAAUAGAAGAACAACUGGGAGCCACUGGUCUAAUGCAACAAGAGACAAAUAAGUAAAUCUGGUGACCCCCGAGGUAAACAAUAAGCUGAGCAAGCUGCUUGCUGUGGGCUCCUGCAGAGUUGGCUGAAGAGCCGAAAUGAUGGCUUUAGGACCUGUUCACCCGUUGUUAUUCUCUCUCCCCUUUUCCUAGCAUUUCUUUCUGUUUUGAUCUGGAGAUGAGAAGUUAACAUCUGUAAGCGCUUAAUUCUGCUAAUAGUGCUGUGAAAUUCUUUCAGAGCCAUUGCCGUUGCCACUACGAAUCUGCUAUUUCCAGUAUUAUUUUUGAGGAACUUAUAUGACUUCCAAAAGCCGCAGCAAUGCAGUGGAUCAAGUAUUGAACUAAGACUAAGAGUACCCAGGUUCAAAUCCUCGCUCAGGGAGUGGUGGCCUUGGUAGACCACUCUGUCUAGCUUGCCAUAAACCAGAAGCUGCUUGAACAGCGCAUACAUACACAAUUGACUUCUAGAUUCCUUUUGGAGGGAGUAGGGUUUAAAUUUGUAAACCGCUUCAUGACAUGGUGCGGGCAGCACUGGUUUAGCUGGUUGGAUGUCGAACCGCAAGCUCCGAGGUGCAAGCUGCAGUCGGUUAACGCUGGACUGGUUCUGCCACUUCCUCCUAGACUUCGUUUGGUCUACGUAAGGGGUUUGCAUGUGCUCUAGAAAGAAAAGAAUGUUUCUAAUACAAUACUUACUUCGUUGUUCAAAGAGCUGUUUGCACGGAUAACUUUUCUAAUCUUUACUAUAAGAAGAUCAUUUUUCAGUUCUGUAUUGCAGUAGUAGCUUUCCUAAGACUAACGGGUGUGAACUUGGCAAAGACGCUCUAUUAAGGGCAUUAUAAUAUAAAAAAGGGAAGUGUAUUAUUAAAUGGCAAUUAACUAUUUAAAAAAUGUCAUUUGUUUAAUGGAAGGAAACAGUCCUGGGUCAAUCAGGGUAGCUCUUCUGGAGUUGAAAGAAUGUAGGUGUGUUUUUCGCACGUAACACUUAAAUAUAUAUAUAACAAAUGAAACAGGCUGUGUCAGAUCACUGAACGUUGUCCUUUAAUGUGGAAUAUCAAAAUUAAACUGCUUUUUUGUUGUAAUUUC
Messenger RNA from Pogona vitticeps (central bearded dragon), 6132 nucleotides. It is a transcript of the gene SCARB2, whose product is annotated as scavenger receptor class B member 2. The record is from RefSeq and is a predicted model, not a curated record. Gene Ontology annotation, biological process: protein targeting to lysosome; receptor-mediated endocytosis. Gene Ontology annotation, cellular component: cytoplasm; membrane; lysosome. Lineage: Eukaryota; Metazoa; Chordata; Lepidosauria; Squamata; Agamidae. Gene Ontology annotation, molecular function: scavenger receptor activity.